Knipowitschia caucasica is the source of this 1728-nucleotide messenger RNA. The record is from the annotation of a GenBank genome assembly. Lineage: Eukaryota; Metazoa; Chordata; Actinopteri; Gobiiformes; Gobiidae.
AUGCGGCGCCUGUCCCGGUCCCUCUCGGUCACCUCCCUCAGUGGGGUGCUUCCUCAGUGGGACGAGGAGGAGCUGCAGGUGGAGGAGCUGCUGAUGUUCGAGGCGUCCUGGGAGGUCACCAACAAAGUGGGAGGCAUCUACACCGUGAUCCAGACCAAGGCCAAGAUCACUGUGGACCAAUGGGGCGACAGCUACUACAUGAUGGGGCCAUACUUCGAGCACAAUUUCCAGACGCAGGUGGAGGGCUGCGACCCCCCCCACACCGCCGUCCAGAGGGCCAUGGACGCCCUCAACAACAACGGCUGCAAGGUGCAUUGUGGGCGCUGGCUGAUCGAGGGCAGUCCGUUGGUGCUUCUGUUCGAUCUGGGCUCGGCGGCCUGGAACCUUGACCGGUGGAGGGGAGACCUGUGGCACAGCUGCCACAUUGGCCUGCCCUACGAGGACCGCGAGGCCAACGAUGCCCUCAUCCUGGGGGCCCUCAUCGCCUGGUUCUUCAAAGAGCUGACGGACGAGGUCGGGGACUCGCCGCGUGUGAUUGGUCAUUUCCAUGAGUGGCAGGCGGGCCCCGGGCUGAUCUUGUGCCGCUCCCGCAGGGUCCCAGUGGCCACCGUGUUCACCACCCACGCCACGCUGCUGGGACGCUACCUGUGUGCUGGCAACGCAGACUUCUACAACAACCUGCACACGUUCAACGUGGACAAAGAGGCGGGCGAGAGGCAGAUCUACCACCGCUACUGUCUGGAGCGAGCGGCGGUCCACUGCGCCCACGUCUUCACCACCGUCUCCCAGAUCACUGCGGUGGAGGCGGGACACAUGCUGCACCGCAAAGCUGACGUGGUGACGCCCAACGGUCUGAAUGUGAAGAAGUUCUCCGCUGUCCACGAGUUCCAGAACCUGCACGCCACGAGCAAGACACGCAUCCAGGAGUUUGUGCGAGGACACUUCUACGGUCACCUGGACUUUGAUCUGGACAAGACGCUCUUCUUCUUCAUCGCUGGACGUUACGAGUUUUCAAACAAAGGCGCCGACAUUUUCCUGGAGUCUCUGUCUCGACUCAACUACCUGCUGCGGGUGCAGCGCAGUGAUGUCACGGUGGUGGUCUUCUUCAUCAUGCCCGCCAAGACCAACAACUUCAACGUAGAGUCCCUGAAGGGGCAGGCGGUCCGCAAGCAGCUGUGGGAUACUGCUCACACGGUGAAGGAGAAGUUUGGGCGCCGCCUCUACGAUUCUCUGCUCAAGGGGCAGAUUCCUGACAUGAACGCCAUCCUGGACCGGGACGACUUCACCCUCAUGAAGCGGGCCAUAUUCGCCACACAGAGACGCAGCCUUCCUCCUGUAACCACUCACAACAUGUUGGACGAUGCCACGGACCCGAUCCUCAGCAACGUGCGGCGCAUCGGCCUCUUCAACGACCGUGAGGACCGAGUCAAGAUCAUCUUCCACCCUGAGUUCCUGUCUUCCACCAGUCCUCUGUUGCCGAUGGAUUAUGAUGAGUUUGUUCGUGGCUGUAACUUAGGAGUCUUCCCCUCGUACUACGAGCCCUGGGGCUACACUCCAGGGCAAAGACAUGAGCCUGGACCCGGAAGUAUCACUCUCACCCACAGGAAGGCAGACGAGCCAACCAGGAAGAGCCUAUUCACCCUGGGACAGAAGAGCCCGCCCACCUGUCCAUCAACAUGUGAGGAGGUCCCUGAGUCUGCUGCAGUCAGAGACGUCAGUGCACUGUGA